UGUCAGUCCAUAAUAUAAAAUGUAAUAUAAGCCGCGUCAUUGAUUCAUCUUAAUUUUGUCGUUUAUAAAAUCAAUAUUCGUCGACAAUAUUACUGUUUUCGUAUGAAAAAUGAAUAGUUACGUUUUUUUAAAUCAAUGUUCCAAAGAUUGAAAUUUAUUAUUCUUUGUGAGUAAUUGAUAUUUGGAAAUAAAAAGUGGAGUCAUCUGUUGUAAGACGAUUGUACUUUGGACAAAUGCAGUUACUUCCAAUCGAUUCUAAUAUCAUCAGUUUACCUGUAGAUUUACUAAUUUAAUGAUAAUAUAAACAUAAACUGUAGCCAACUUCAGCACUUUCAUUGGCGGAUUCGAACAUUCUGUUGCUUGCUAUUAUUGUGUAUCAAAGUGUGUGCCUAUUUAAUUAAAAAUUACAUAUUUAUAAUAUAAAUGUAUUAUUUGUACUUUUAUAUACAAAUGAUUUUACAAGAUUUUAUGUAAUGUAAAAUUGUUUGAUGAGAUUGUAGACAAAAGUAUGUCUAAUAAUCUGAAUUCAUAUUUUGAUUUGAAUAUAUUUGAUGAUGAUAAUUGGUCUAGUAAUACAUUAAUAGAAGCAAAUGUAGGAGUAUCACCUGAAUCUGUAAAUCCUAUUACUUCUAUGCUUUCAUUAGAUGAUACAUUGUUAACAAACAUUGAAGAUAAAGUUUGUGAUGAAAUUCAAGAUCUAAACUCCACUGAAGAUGAAGAAACAGAAAGUGCUUUUAAAACACAGUCAACUUCUAAUUUGUUACAAAUAUGUAGAAAACAGCCAUUUGAACAAGAAAUUAAGACGAUGAAAACAACUGAUUUAAUUAAAUCUUUAGAUAAAUCUUUGGAAGAUGAGAAUUUAUGGAAACAAAGCAGUUUAUUGGACAUGACAUUUAAUGAAUUUUAUAAUGUUGAUGAUAAAAUAGAUGAUACAAGUUCAAGUGAUAUAUUUGAUAUUGAUACUUCUAAGGAAGAAACUAAGUUAGAGGAUAAGAAAUCAAUUAUUGAUGAUAUUAAUAUAACAAAAAAAAUAUGCUUUGGUAAUGAAAAAUCUAUGAAAGAAACCAUAAAAUUUCAUAAAAAAACUGAUAAUGUUCAUUCUUUUUAUGGACUUCCGGUUGCAGUAAAACAAUUAAUUCAUAAGAUAAAAGGCUUUAAUACAUUAUAUAGUUGGCAGGAUGAAUGUUUGCAAUUAGAUGCUGUAAAAAACAGGAAAAAUUUAAUUUAUGCUCUUCCAACUAGUGGAGGUAAAACUUUAGUAGCAGAAAUUUUAAUGCUUAAAGAAAUUGUAUGCAAUAGAAAAAAUGUAAUUUUCAUUCUUCCAUUUGUUGCAAUAGUACAAGAAAAGAUCCAAGCAAUGACACCAUUUGCUAUAGAAUUAGGUUUUCUGGUGGAAGAAUAUGCUGCUGCAAAAGGUCAUUAUCCACCUAGAAAACGACGUAAAAAGAAUACUAUUUAUAUAUGUACAAUAGAGAAAGCAUUAGGAUUGAUUAAUAGUCUAAUAGAAUUAAAAAGACUGAAUGAAAUAGGCCUUUUGAUAGUUGAUGAAUUACAUUUACUUGGUGAAAGUAGUGGUCGAGGUGCUACAUUGGAAGGUCUUCUUACAAAAAUUAUGUAUAUUAAUGAAGAUAUACACAUAGUUGGAAUGAGUGCAACUAUAGGAAAUUUAGAAGAGGUAGCCCAGUUUUUAAAUGCAGAGUUAUAUACUGGAAACUUUCGACCUAUUAAAAUAGAGGAGUAUGUAAAAUGUCAAGAUAAUAUGUGGUUAAUUGAUAUACAUAAGGAAGAAUUAUUAACAGAUAUGAAAAAGAUAGAUUAUCCUUAUUCAAAAAAAGCUAUUGUGAUAGAUCCAGAUAAAAUUGGUGGUUUAGUUAUGGAUAUUGUACCAAAGGAUUCAUGUCUUAUAUUUUGUUCUAAUCGGAAAAAUUGUGAAAAUAUUGCUUUACUUAUGACCAAAGUAUUAUUCAGGUCCUUGGAAAAGCAUAAAAAGGCAGAAAAAGAAAAAUUGUUAAAUGCACUUAUAAAAGAAGAAGGUUUAUGUCCAAUUCUGAAACAAACAAUAAAAUUUGGUGUAGCUUAUCAUCAUUCUGGUCUUACAUCUGAAGAACGGAGAUUAUUAGAGGAUGCUUUUAGAGAACAAGUUCUUUGUGUAAUAUGUUGUACAUCAACUUUAGCAGCAGGUAUAAAUUUACCAGCAAGAAGAGUCAUAUUGAGAAGUCCAUAUGUUGGUAAUCAAUUUUUAAGUAUUAGUAAAUAUAAACAAAUGAUAGGAAGAGCUGGUCGUGCUGGGUUAGGGAAUAUUGGAGAAAGUAUACUUAUUUGUAGGAAUCAUGAACUUCCACAGGUCAAGGAACUUUUAAUGUCAAAAAUGGAUGAUUCAUUAAGCACUUUACAUAUAGAAAAAGAUAGAGGAAUAAAUAAUCUUAUACUAAGUGCUAUAUUAUUAUCUAUUGCAACAACUCGAUUUGAAUUAUAUGCUUUAAUUGCAAAGAGUUUACUUAGUGUUCAACAAAAACGUCUGAAUGUUAAUAUUAAACAAAUUAUGGACGAAACAAUACGUGUUCUAUUUAAAAAUGGUGUUUUAAAAAUUCAUAGAAUGGAUAAAUGUAAUGUUAUUAAAUCCAUAAGUAUUACUAUUCCAUCUCAAGAAACCAUAUGUAUAGAAGAGUCUGAAGUGGCAAAUAAAAAGCAAAUAAUAGCCCUCACAUCUAAAACUAAAUUAGAGCUUUGUGAUUUAGGACGUGCUGCUAUAAAAGCUGGUAUAGAUUUGCAAUCUGCAUAUGAAUUAUAUGAAGAUCUAAAAAUAGCACAAAAACAUUUAAUUUUAACUGAUUAUCUUCAUCUUCUAUAUUUGAUGACUCCUUAUAAUAUGAUAAAUCAAAUACAACCAAUAGGAUCUGUGUAUUAUGAUGCAAUAAUAAGAUUAUCAGAAGUUCAAAUGGAAAUUGUAAGACUUAUAGGAAUAAACGAAUCUGUAAUAAGUAAAUUACAUUGUGGAAUAAUAUCAAACAAUGUAAAUCUUAAAGUACUUCAGAGAUUUUAUGUGACUUUAAUGAUUUAUGAAUUAUGGAAUCAUCAUACAAUUCAUUCUGUAGCUGAAAAAUAUCAAGUAAACAAAGGAAUUAUACAAAAUUUAUUGAACACAGUAUCGUCUUUUUCUUUUUCUGUUGUUAGAUUUUGUCAGGAGUUUGAUGAAUUUUGGGCAUUUCGAGAUUUAUUAAAUACUUUUAGUAAAAAGUUGUCUUAUUGUUGUCCUUCAGAAUUGGAAAUAUUGUUGGAACUUCCAACAGUGAAAAUGGGUAGAGCAUAUCAAUUAUACAAUGCUGGGUACAGAACUUUGCAAUCUAUAGCUAAGGCAAACCCAUAUGAAAUGCAAGAAAAAAUACAGUAUCUUACGAAACGAACUGCCAUACAAAUUAUUACUGCUGCUAACCUUCUAGUUUUAGAAAGAGUAGAAAAUUUAAAAGACGAAGUGGAAAACAUUUUGGAAGAUAUAGAUCUGAGUAAUAUAAAAAUAUUUUAAAGUGCAUUCUAUAAAUUAAAAAUUAUGUAUGUUUAUACAAAUUAUUAAGAUCAUAUUUUUUUCUAUUUUUGUUAAAUAUAAUAUGUAUAUAUGUAAAUUGUUAUUACAACGAAUUAUUCUAUAGUUAUAAUAAUUUUUUACAUAUGCUCAUUGUGCCAAGACGAAUAAUUUUAUAUAUUUUUACAUAAUUUACAUGUUAUAUUAAUUUAUAAAUUGUGUCGUAUAGAACAAUGUGCUGUAAGAUAAGUACUUUGUUUAAGCCGGCACGUACAUUAAUCAUCCAUAUCAAGUUAAAUGUUUUACUUCAAGAAAAGUAAACAUUGAGCAAUAUUAGUUUAUGGAACAAGUUUUUGUUACUUGCUAGUAUUUUGACUUUUUUAAAAAUAUUUGUGUUAUAAAAAAAUAAAUAAAAGGGAGACUUUUUAAUUGUUUUCUUAAAAAAAAAAUAUUUACAUAUUAUUAUACUUCAUUUAUUCAUCUCUUUUUGUAUAAACACGACUUUAAAGUAAUCGUUGGCAGUUUAUUUCUAUUAGUAGUAAUAUCUUUUACUUUUUUAAAAUCCAAAAAGUAAAAUAAAUUUUGAGAUAAAUCUUUCCAUGUAUUCACAAAACCAUAAUCAUUUAAAAGUUUAAUAAAGUUUUCUAUAUGCUCAAAUCGACUUUCGAUUUCAGCAAUUUUCAAAAUACCACUGAAAUAGAAAUAACACAUAAUAUGUAAUUGUAUUAUAUAAGUUAUAAUAUUUUAUUAAUGUUACUUACUCCUUUUUAAGAACUCUAUUUGCUUCUAAUAUAUAAUCACCAAGAUUUGUUCCCAUUAAAGAUAAACAGAACACAACAAUGUGUACACUGUUUGUUAAGAGUGGUGUAUGGGACAUGUCACAUGCUUCUACUCUUUCAUUUACAGAAAUUAAAUCGAAUGAAUGUGUUUUUUGUUGAAUCGAUGCUGCAAGCAUUGCUUCUCCGCAUCCAAAAUCAGCUAUUAUAUAAUCAUUAGGCCUGUAAUUAAAUAUAUUUUAAUAUAUUUUUGAUGUAAAUAAAAUUCAUAUUCUCUUUU
This is a messenger RNA of Vespula vulgaris, 4576 nucleotides long. RefSeq names its product helicase POLQ-like (gene mus301). NCBI's taxonomy places the organism in Eukaryota, Metazoa, Arthropoda, Insecta, Hymenoptera, Vespidae. The coding region runs from base 509 to 3523 and encodes 1004 amino acids. Gene Ontology annotation, molecular function: nucleic acid binding; ATP binding. The transcript is spliced from 16 exons. The record is from RefSeq and is a predicted model, not a curated record.